Messenger RNA from Humulus lupulus (European hop), 2382 nucleotides. RefSeq lists its product as uncharacterized. Lineage: Eukaryota; Viridiplantae; Streptophyta; Magnoliopsida; Rosales; Cannabaceae. Gene Ontology annotation, molecular function: catalytic activity. The record is from RefSeq and is a predicted model, not a curated record. The transcript has a single exon. The coding region runs from base 1 to 2382 and encodes 793 amino acids.
AUGGCGAAGCAGAAGAAGCCGAUUCGUAGGCCUGAUAUUCAAUCCGCUGAUCGAACUGAGCGGUUAUCUCCUCUGGUACAAGUGAAGGAAGUUCAUUGUUCUGAGGGAGAUGGGUUCGUUGGACAAGAGUCUAUCAAUCUUGAGGACCUAGAGGUGCCUGGGUUAGGGGUUUUGCAGGUGGAUGAUUUGGAUCGACAGAGUUUGAAGGCCCCGCAUGUUGAGGCUGUGGAAGAUGGUUUGGGUGCGGAUAUGAGAAAUGCUUCUUGGGCGGAUAGGAGUGAAGGAGAGGAUAAAGUCACAGAAGGGGACUUUCAGUCCGAGGCUCAACAUCAAUGGCAACAAUUUAGAUCAACUAAGCUUUCCUUUUCUGAACCGAAGCUUGAGUUUACUGAACCUCUGUUUAGAAAUGGGCAGAAGUUGGAUAAAGUUGAUAUUGAAGAGGUGAAAAUUCAGUCUGCAAAUUGGAGUUCGGUUGUUGUGUGCAUGGUGCUUGGAGCAAAUCCUCCUAUGGCAGUGUUUGAAGGCUUUAUAAAAAGAGUUUGGGGCCAUCUUGGGAUUGCCCAAAUCUCUAGAAUGACGUUGGGGCUAACUUUGGUAAAAUUCAAUGAUGAAGCAACUAGAGAUCAUGUUAUGGAGAAUGGAGUGCUUCAAUUUGAUAGGAAGUCUGUCAUCAUUAGGCCGUGGACAGCAGACCUUAGUGCUAUUCGUCUCAUAUGUUCUGUCCUGCUUUGGAUUCGACUACAUGACCUUGGACUUCAAUAUUGGGGUAGCAAAUGUAUCAGUGCUUUGGUGAGUACUAUAGGCAAACCUCUUCUAGUAGAUAAGUUUACUAGGGAGCGAUCUCGAAUUCAGUUUGCGAGGGUUCUAGUGGAGAUGGAGAUUACUAAUACUCCUCCUCGAAGUUUUCAGUUUAUUAAGGAACAUGGCCAGAUUUUGGAACAAGGAGUAGAAUAUGAGUGGCUUCCUACUAAAUGCAAGAGUUGUUCAGGGUUUGGGCACUCUAUGGUAGACUGUCAUAAGGAGAAGAAGACUAUUUGGGUGAAAAAAGAAGCUAGUUCUAAAGCUGAAGUCCCAAUGGAACAGUCAAAAGUUUCUAUGGGGCUAAAUGAAGAGGAAUUAGGGGAGCAAGCUGGUGUGUCUGAAGUAGUGGAUCAUACUGAUCCGAUUGUUAGUGCAGCUGCAUUUUCAGGGGAGGACAACUCUGGUCAGAUAAGGGAGCCAAGUAAGGAUGAAGUUUGGCAAACUCCUAGGCGUGUUGCUAUUCAGAGUAGGCAGGGUCCUUUUACUGGUGGCACUUCUAAUCAGGCUGUUCAGACUCAAAGCAGACUAAUCAAUUUGUUGUUCUUUAGGAACAGGUACAUGGUGGUAAGGUUGGGUUUCUUGGAGGUAGUUUUCCUAAUGGAUAAGUGUAAUAUUCUGAGCUGGAACCUAAGAGGGCUGAAUAGUAUAAAUAAACAAAUUUCAGUCCAAGAUGUUUGUAGAAGGAAUAAGAUUGGUAUUGGUGGUUUGUUGGAAACUAAAAUGAGGGGGAAUAAAAUUGGUGAGUUCAUGGAGCAUAAACUUCCUAAUUGGGAGUUUUAUUCUAGUCCGAAAAUUGAGGGUAGACUCUUGAUUAUUUGGAGGAAGGGGAUAGUGCGAAUGUCUGUCUUGGAGGAGUCUCCUCAGACGGUUCACUGUCAGGUUAACUUGGUAGGCCAGAGGGGUAUGUUUUACGUUACCUUUGUCUAUGGUUAUAACGUGCUAGAGAAUAGAAGAAGCUUAUGGCAUGAUCUAACUCGUAUUUCGCUUUUAGUUAAAGCUUGGAUAGUUUUAGGGGAUUUUAAUGCCCCUUUUUCUGGUUUGGAUCGGUCUGGAGGUAAACCUAUAUCAGGUGUGGAGUUGACUGAUCCUGUAGGUUGGCUAGCUGAAGCUAAAAUGGAGGCUAUGAAAAGUAGUGGUUCGUAUUUUACUUGGACUAAUAACCAGGAUGGCUCAGCUAGGAUCUACUCAAAGAUAGAUCAUGUGUUCAUGAAUGAGGAUUGGUUGGACAUGUUUCCUCAAUCUUUGGCUGUUUUCAGUUGGGAGGUGGUCUCAGAUCAUUGCUCUUGUGUGGUGUCUAAUAUUCCUAUGGAGGCUAUGGGAAUCAAACUUUUCAGAUUUUUUAAUUUUUGGACUGGCCAUUCAUCUUUUAAACAGGUUGUUUUGAGUAGUUGGAGGGUCCCUAUAAGAGCUUCUGGUCUUAGAGCAAUCUAUCUUAGGCUUGUGAGGUUGAAGCAUCGUCUUAAGAAGUUCAACAGGGACUAUAUUGGUGAUGUUGGGUUUAACUAUCAGUCGGCUAUGGGGGCUUAUCAAGAUGCUCAAUUUCAAGCCCAAGUGAAUCCUUUUGAUAUCAGGUUACAAUAG